Paramacrobiotus metropolitanus is the source of this 1031-nucleotide messenger RNA. RefSeq lists its product as uncharacterized. Bases 671 to 1003 code for a protein of 110 amino acids. The record is from RefSeq and is a predicted model, not a curated record. The transcript is spliced from 4 exons. NCBI's taxonomy places the organism in Eukaryota, Metazoa, Tardigrada, Eutardigrada, Parachela, Macrobiotidae.
GUCAAGUGUAAUCCGACAGACCACAAACUACAAAGUUGUCAGUUGAACGGUGGAUUUUGUACGUAUGCCCUUUCUAGCUUGGAAUACUGAGCUGAAAAAUAUCUUAAGAAGUUUAUAUUCCUCCUGUUUCCACGGGUAUUAUGGAGUAUGAAUGUGGACUAUGCUAUUAUGGAAUGUGAACGCGGUGACUCUGCAGUCUGCACCGAUAUGAUGAUAUGCGGAUCACUUCAUUCGUUAAAAAUCUGCUUAACCUCGUUUUGUUCUACUUGGUCCCCAUUAAAUUUUAACAUUAAUUUUCUCUGAAGAAGCUCAUUCUUCGCCCGAAAGUGCGCUAUAAAAGGAAGUUUAUUAGGCAGUUGAUAUCCGUUUUGGAUGUGCCUGUAAAGUGUAAUGACAUGUCACAUUAUUAUCCAUCGAAAGCGUUCCUUUAUCGAAUCUACUUAAUCAAUACAUGAAUUACUUAUCUCCCUGUACCCAGUCUGAAUUGUUUCCCUUCGGCACAUACUGAGAUCCAUCGCUUGCGUAGUUUUAUUUGCCAGGCGUCGAAGUCGAAUCCGUGCGCAGGUGACACCGUUACUGAGAUAUUUGCUUCCCGUUGACACUGGCCGAUGUACGGUUCCCGCUGAGCAUUCUUGUUCCCGAAGAGUUACGACACCGGUUUGAUUUCGGGAUGAUGGUGGAUUGUAAGCGGCUGCUGCGCAGUUCAUCGCGUUUGGCGCUGGUGAAUGGAGUGAACGCGGCCCAUAUCCCUGCAGGAGAGACUGCCGACGUUUUCCUUACUGGACUGGGACUGAAUGCUCAUCUACGCGGCUUCUUCGAAGGACAGCGCGACGUUGAUGUAUUAGGCCGGAAGCGCUUCGUGUACGUCCAGCCCGACCCUGAGUUGGAUGUGGAUGACCUGGUGAAUGAUAUAAAUGCUCUGUUGAAUAACGCCGGUGACGGCGUAGUGUGCCGCCGCGUGAUGCAGCCUCGACAACCGCAAGCUGUUGCUGCUGAACAGUGAACUCUGAAUCCGGCCAGUCCAUUCCUUU